Cyclopterus lumpus (lumpfish) is the source of this 2035-nucleotide messenger RNA. Its product is annotated as rho-related GTP-binding protein RhoQ. Gene Ontology annotation, molecular function: GTPase activity; GTP binding. Lineage: Eukaryota; Metazoa; Chordata; Actinopteri; Perciformes; Cyclopteridae. The annotation marks the transcript as partial. Gene Ontology annotation, biological process: small GTPase-mediated signal transduction; cortical actin cytoskeleton organization. The transcript has 5 exons. The record is from RefSeq and is a predicted model, not a curated record.
CUGCCGGCCCGACUUACUCCACGCUCACUUUUGGUAGGAGGCUACGCCUGUGAGAGAUGCAGUUCCAGUCCUGCUCUGUGCGCCUCCGACGCUGGUGAUGCGCGUCGUGCGGGAAUUAACGCCCAGCAGCAGCAGCGGCGGCGGCGGCGGCGGCAGGAGGAGCAGGAGGAGGUGGGAGUCAGGACAACACAGUGCGUCGGGGAGGCCGAUGGUGAUGAUAAGGUCGGGAUCGUGGCUAACGGAACCGGUACCAUCAUGUUAAAAUGCGUCGUGGUGGGAGACGGUGCGGUGGGCAAAACGUGUCUCCUGAUGAGCUAUGCCAACGAUGCCUUUCCAGAGGAGUAUGUGCCCACAGUCUUUGAUCAUUAUGCAGUGAGUGUCAACGUCGGUGGAAAGCAGUACUUGCUGGGACUGUAUGACACAGCUGGUCAGGAAGACUAUGACCGCCUGAGGCCGCUGUCCUACCCGAUGACCGAUGUCUUCCUUAUCUGCUUCUCUGUGGUAAACCCUGCCAGUUUCCAGAACGUGCGCGAGGAAUGGGUGCCCGAGUUGCAGGAGUAUGCCCCCAGUGUCCCCCACUUGCUCAUUGGCACCCAGAUUGACCUUCGUGAUGACCCCAAGACCAUUGCCAAACUGAAUGACAUGAAGGAGAAGCCUAUACCCACUGAGCAAGGACAGAAACUAGCAAAGGAGAUUGGCGCAUGUUGCUAUGUGGAAUGUUCAGCUUUGACGCAGAAGGGCCUAAAGACAGUGUUCGACGAGGCCAUCAUCGCAAUCCUGACUCCCAAGAAAAAAAAGGGGUCUCUAAAGAGAAGACUGGGACCCCGCUGCAUCAACUGCUGUCUGAUCACGUGAUACUUAAACCCGGAGAUCAUUCAGCAACCAACCAUAAACCAAACCUUGACUGGAGGCAAAAGACAGACAAGAGAAAAAUGCACAGACAGACAGAGAGACAAAACAAGAGCUACUUUGAAGGCUCUUGAAAGGCCAUAACUAUCUUCUGCUGUCCAACACAGGUUAAAGAUGCAGUUUACAACCAAAGGAGCACAAAGUCAGUCUCUUCUUCUAAAAUACUUUUCCUCUAAAGUACCUUCUUUUAUACCCAUUUAAAUAUGUUUCUUACUGUACAGAAUUGAUGUCAUGCAAUGCUACAUUUUAAGUUCAUAUUAUGUCUUUUGGUUUUUAAAGCUAGAUUAUUGAUUUGUGCAUUUGUCUAUAUAAGAGCAGAUCAGUGAAAGCCUAUAACCUAAAUAAUGAGGCUUACUUAAGUGACACUGUGACAAUAGCAAGGAUACAUUUCUAGACAAAGAGCGCUGCGGAGAUAACAUAUUUUUGUGAGCUAACAAAAAGCCAAUAGGAUUUUGGAUUAUUGCAAAAAAAGAAGUUCUGGACAAACAAAAGUUAAUAACACCUGCACGUUUUGUUCAAUGAGAUAAUCUUCACAAAUGAACACCACUUUUAUGAUUUUUAAAGUGUUAGCAAACGGCUUUUAUAAGAAACGUAAAAGCUUCAGUGUGACAUUUACUGAUGUAUUCUAAAUCGUAGAACAACACGUUAACCACAGACCUUAUUUCACGCAUCUAACCAAACCCACUAAAAAACAACAACAUUGACUUUUAGAUGAGGGAACCUGAAGUACGAAAAAGCGGGCUUAUAUCCGUGUUUUAGGACUCAAAAACCUCUAAAAGGUCCCAGGUUUUUCCCCUCCCGAUUUUGAACAUUCUGUUGGCCCACAAAGUCUGUUUCCAAUUAAGGAUCUGUAAAUUAAACCACACAAGGUGUAUUGGAUUGUGUGGGGGAUAACGCAAGGCAACAGUGAGUGUAACGGUGUUCAGAGAACACAUUUUGGACCUAGAACUGACUCAUUUGAAAGUUUUAGAGCCUUUAUAGUGUGGCAUGCCAAAACAUACUGUACGUUUGGGGCUGAGGUCUUUAUCACAUUACAUUACAUUACAUGUCAUUUAGCUGACGCUUUUAUCCAAAGCGACUUACAUUAAGUGCAUUAAACCGUGAGUCCAAACUCAGAACAACAAGA